CUACUUGCAUUACAUUUUUGUCCCUCUGUGAUCGCCGUAGCUAGCUGUUAAGGUAAACAUCAUUUGCUAUGGCUUCUGCGGAAUCGCAACCUCGAUUUGGUCAAUCUGUGAAAGGUUUGUUAUCGGAUAAAGUAGGUUCCUGUAGCGGGGAUGUAAUUGCACUGACCCGCCAAGUUCUCAAGGGAUCCCGUAGCCAAGAGCUGCUUGGCCAAGCCGCCAGAAAUAUGGUAAUUCAGGAGGAUGCUAUUCUGCACUCAGAGGAUAGUCUGAGAAAAAUGUCCAUCAUCACUACACAUUUGCAAUAUCAACAAGAGGCCAUUCAGAAAAAUGUGGAACAUUCCAAAAACCUUCAAGACCAACUGAGACACUUGCUGAAGUGAUGAGCUACUUAUGUGAACAAGAGCAGCAUUUGUCUCUGGAGUUGGAAGAAUCUCCAUAAACACUGAUUACUAUUCAGCAACAUUUUUUGAACUGCCUGUUGAAUUGUGGUGGAAUAAGAUAGUAUGAGAAGGAUGAAUGUAUGUGCUGCUCGGGUGUACAGAGUUGCCUAGAGGCCUGAACCACAACAAACUGUUUAUACAAUGGACAUCUGAACGUUUACAUUUAGCAAACGCUCUUAUCCAGAGCGACUUACAGUAAGUACAGGGACAUUCCCCCCGAGGCAAAUAGGGUGAAGUACCUUGCCCAAGGACACAACAUCAUUAUGUAUGGCCGGGAAUAGAACCGGAAACCUUCUGAUUACUAGCCCGAUUCCCUAACCGCUCAGCCACCUGACUCACCAAGACUGCAUUGGAAAAUUGUCCAGAAAACUAUGGAAAGAAAAACAUGUUUAUUUUAAUUUAUUCAAGUGUCACUGCAGGUUUCAGUAAGUCAAAUUUAAGACCUUUUAAAGAAAUUUUAAGACCAUAAAGAUUGAAAUUUCAAACCUACAGGACGCAUUAACAAAAGAAUAUUCAAGUCAAAGAAAUUCUGUAAAAAUAUUUUUAUUUCAAUGAAUGCAGCCAUUGAAAAAGCAUGAAUUUAAUUUACAGAUAAAGCGAUCACAUUAGUAAUCAAAUUUAAUUUAAUUCAGCACUAAGUGCUAAGGGUGGGGGGGUAAUUGAUUCACAUGAAUCGUGAUUCAGUCUUCUAGCGGUUCACAUCGAUUGACAAUUUAUUUUUAUGUAAGCAUAUAUUGAAUCGCAAUUUGAUAAAAAAUGUAAUGACACCCCUCCCACCCCUAAUAGCCGGUAAGCUGUACAUUUCUGUUUAAUAUUUAACAGUGUUGCAGAAAUAAAUAAGUCUAUUCAAGAGAAGUCUACUUAUCGUCACUGUAUUUUGUAAACAAGUUCUUAGAAAUCCUUCGGCAAACUUUGAACACACAACCCCUCACACAGUAGCCCACAUCGUUAACCACUGAGCUAUCAGGGAUCAUAACAAUUGCCACUCAACAUUUAAAUUUGACAUUGAACUAUGUAGUUGUAACAACCUGCAGAGUUGGGGUGUCAGAAAACCAGAAGCAAGCAGGGCUCACCUGUUAGCUCACUGGGUUAGUGUGCAUGCUCUUUCAGAUAUGCUGGGGCAGUACUGCAACAGCAUGGGUUCAAAUCCCAAUUUUUUAUUGUUUAUUUUCACUUAAAAGUUACAUUGUGGUCAUGUGAGAUGUGGGACUUCACCUUCACAUACUUACAACUUUUACUUGGACACUUGUGGCUGAAUGUUACAACGGAUAUGAUUAUCUUAUGACAUCCUGGAACUGUUUGGCCUGAUGUUUAACUUGUUACAGAGACUACAAAAAAAACAAGAAAUUAUUCUAUUGCAUCAAAAGAACUUUUAGGCGUGAGAUGACGUGAAUGCCAAAAUUGGCAGCUGUGGAAGAGCUACAGAGGGUGUACAAAAGCAUGAUUGGAAUCAUUGCUACUUUGAGAGACCUAGAAGCUUGGAAGCAAGCACGUCCCUCUGUAUAUGAAUUAAAGGAGGACUCAAUAAAAUGGUAUUUGCUCCUCUGA
Molecule: messenger RNA, 1988 nt
Organism: Osmerus eperlanus (European smelt)
Lineage: Eukaryota; Metazoa; Chordata; Actinopteri; Osmeriformes; Osmeridae
Gene: borcs7
Product: BLOC-1 related complex subunit 7
Exons: 5
Coding region: 69-380 (103 amino acids)
Cellular component (GO): BORC complex
Source: RefSeq, a predicted model, not a curated record